This is a messenger RNA of Oryza sativa Japonica Group (Japanese rice), 3179 nucleotides long. RefSeq names its product TORTIFOLIA1-like protein 1. Gene Ontology annotation, biological process: unidimensional cell growth; circumnutation; multicellular organism development. Gene Ontology annotation, molecular function: microtubule binding. The record is from RefSeq and is a predicted model, not a curated record. Lineage: Eukaryota; Viridiplantae; Streptophyta; Magnoliopsida; Poales; Poaceae. Gene Ontology annotation, cellular component: cortical microtubule, transverse to long axis.
UUUCGCCCUCUCUCUCUCUCUCGCCUCCGCCCUCCUCGCCUUUCUCCCCCACCUCCACCUCCUCCGCUCCCGAGGCGAGAUCUCGCCGCCGCCGCCAUUCCCCAAUCCGCCCCAAAACCCCCACCCCCCAAACCCUCCGAUCGAUCCGAGGGAGGAGCCAAUCCCGCGCUCGAAUUCGUUCGCCCCGAAUCAGCCGCUGGAUGCGUCGAGCUCGAGGCGGCGGAAUUCAAAUCUGAGCUCGCCGUUGGCGCGGAUCCGACGGGGAUGGCGACGGCGGUGUCGAAGUCGGCGGCUAAGCCGCACCCCAGGUCGCCCACCACCGCGCAGCCGCCGAACAACGGCUCCGCGGCGGGGGCGGCGGCGGGGGGCGGGGGCGGUGGAGUGGGUAUGGGGCCCGCGGGGGCGACGCCGUCGAAGAACGCGGCGAUGGCGGAGCUCAAGUCGAGGGUGCUCGGGGCGCUCGCGAAGCUCUCCGACAGGGACACGCACCACAUCGCCGUCGAGGACCUCGACCGCAUCAUCCGCUCGCUGCCGUCGCCCGACGCCGUGCCCAUGCUGGUGCACGCGCUGGCGUCGGACUCGCCGGGCCUCGCGUCCCCCGCGCGGCGGGAGUCGCUGCGCCUCCUCGCCACGCUCUGCGCGGCGCACCCCGACGCCGCCGCGCCCUACCUGCAGAAGGUGAUGGCGCACCUCGCGCGGAGGCUCAAGGACACCAACUCGGACUCCUCCGUGCGCGACGCGUGCCGCGAUGCCGCCGGCCAGCUCUCGGAGGUGUACCUCCGACCCCUGGCGGCCUCGGCUGCCGCUGAAGCGGGCAAUGCGACUGUCACACUGUUCGUGAAGCCACUGUUUGAGGCGAUGGGGGAGCAGAGCAAGGCAGUGCAGGGUGGGGCGGCGGCCUGCCUGGCAAAGACGGUGGAGGGCGCGGGGCCUGGACCUGGCGUGGUAGGGAUGUUUGGGAAGAUUGGUCCGAGGGUUUGCAAAUUGCUUGGUGGACAGGGAGUACAGGCUAAAGGGGCACUUCUCACCAUCAUCGGGAGCUUGUCUCAGGUUGGAGCAAUCAGUCCUCAGAAUAUGCCUCAAACAUUGCAAAGCAUUCGUGACUGUCUCGAGAACAGUGAUUGGGCUACUAGAAAAGCUGCAGCUGAUACAUUGUGUGUCCUGGCCACAUAUUCAGGCCGAUUGAUAGGUGAUGGAACAGCUCCAACAAUAGCUGCUCUUGAAGCUUGUCGCUUCGAUAAGGUAAAACCUGUCAGAGAUAGCAUGGCUGAUGCAGUGCAGCUAUGGAAAAAAAUGGCAGGAGAUGAUUCGAACGAUGGUAAAAAUAAGGAAUCAGCUGAUAAUGAAGGGAAAAUGGAUUCACCUAAUAACAAUGACAAAGUGAAGGGCAGUAGCAUGGCUGAAAAAGCAGCAGUUCUCUUAAAGAAAAGACCUACAUUAACCGAUAGGGAAUUGAACCCUGAAUUUUUUCAAAAGCUCGAGACAAGAAUCACAGAUGAAUUAGCUGUUGAGGUGGUUGUACCCCGCAAAACUUUACAAUCUCAUUUACAAAGUGAAGAGGAACCAGAAGAUGCAGAUGGCGAUCCUGUUGGUCCAGCUAACAGCAAUGGAUCAGCAGAUGAUGAAGCAAAUUUGACUCAACUGCGUUCUAGCUCUAAUUUUCAAAAUAUUCGAGAUAGAUGGGCUGGCCAGAGAGGAAGUAGAAACAAAGAUGCAAAGGUUAGGGCAUCUGAUGUUGAAGAUAGGAAUGAAUCUAGUGCAAAAGAUUCUGCUUCAGCAGCAAUGAAUGUUCCUGGAGAAGGGCCUUCCUUAAAUAAUAAAACAAACUGGUUGGCGAUACAGAGGCAGUUGUCCCACUUGGAUAGACAGCAGACUAGUCUAAUGAACAUGCUGCAGGAUUUCAUGGGAGGAUCUCAUGACAGUAUGGUUACUUUAGAGAACCGAGUGCGUGGUCUUGAGAGAGUUGUUGAGGAAAUGGCCAGGGAUAUAUCACUAUCAUCAGGCAGGAGAGGUGGUGGCCCCAUGCUGGGCUUUGAUUCAUCUCCUGGUAGAUCAUCUAUGAAAUACAAUGGUUUUCAUGAAUAUUCUAAUUCAAAAUUUGGGAGGGAUCGUGAUGGACGGGUGGGAUUUGCAGAAAGGUACUUUUCUGGAGAUGGUAUGUCUUCUGGUGUAAGAAGCUCUGAACCAUGGGACUCGUAUGCUUAUUCUGGAUCAAGAAGUGGUAUGAAUGCCAGGAGAGGGUUGGACUCUGUUUCAUCUGAUAACAGGGUGCCUAGAAAUGAACGAAGCAAUGAUCAAGCAGGACCUAGGCGAGGAUGGGACAAAGGACAGGGUCCAUUUAGGUUUGGGGAGGGUCCUUCUGCUCGAAGUGCAUGGCGAGCCUCCAAAGAUGAAGCGACACUGGAAGCUAUUAGGGUUGCUGGUGAAGAUAAUGGAACUUCUAGGGCAGCUGCGAGAGUUGCUAUCCGUGAAUUGGAUGGGGAAACUUUGAAUGAUGAUAAUCAAGGGGAUGAAAGAGGACCAAUUUGGGAGUCUUGGACUCGUGCAAUGGAUGCGAUACAUGUUGGUGAUAUGGAUUCGGCUUAUGCUGAGGUUCUUUCAACUGGGGAUGCUGAAUUACUUGUAAAAUUAAUGGAGCAAACUGGACCAGUAGUUGAUCAACUUUCAAAUGAAGUUGCAAACGAAGUCCUACAUGCUGUUGGACAAUUUCUUGUGGAAGAAAGCUUCUAUGAUAUAGCUUUGAGCUGGCUUCAGCAGUUGACUGAUCUGGUAAUGGACAACGGAUCCGGUUAUCUUGGAAUCCCCCUAGAUGCGAAGAACGACCUCUUACUGGGAUUACACGAAGCUACUGCCAUUGAGUUGCCUGAUGAUUGGGAGGGGGCGACGCCGGUUCAGAUAAUGAAGCAGCUAGCUUCAUCAUGGCGGAUUGAUCUGCAGCAGCUUAUCAGUUAGGGCCAUCGGUUGUUGACAUGAGUUAAUUUCAUUUGUUCAUUUCUGCCUAUUUUUUCUCUAUAUAUCUUGCUAUUAGGGCUAUAAGUAUUAGGUUUGACAGAACCUUUGAGUGGAACUGUGUUGACAUGGAUUGGUGUUGUACGGGGAAAUAUGAUGUUGAUAUUGUUUACCUCAUAACCUGUGUUGGCUUUCCUAUUUAUAAUUUGGAGGAUCUCAAUUUUUACAUU